Messenger RNA from Chenopodium quinoa (quinoa), 2095 nucleotides. RefSeq names its product mini-chromosome maintenance complex-binding protein-like. The record is from RefSeq and is a predicted model, not a curated record. The transcript is spliced from 14 exons. The coding region runs from base 134 to 1912 and encodes 592 amino acids. Gene Ontology annotation, molecular function: chromatin binding. NCBI's taxonomy places the organism in Eukaryota, Viridiplantae, Streptophyta, Magnoliopsida, Caryophyllales, Amaranthaceae. Gene Ontology annotation, biological process: DNA-templated DNA replication.
AACCCCUAGAAAUUGGCGGGAAAAUCCCACCUACUUACACUCCCGCCGCACUCCCUCCAUCUCCACUCCACUUAACACACAUUUCCCUGAAAAAAUUAUCGAGGAGAGAGAAAAUCAAAGAUCAAGCUCAAAAAUGGUAGGAUUACCGUACGAUUGCCUCGCUAAUCCUCUCGGAGCCGUCCGAUUAACCUUCGAAAAAGCCGUUUCUUCCGGCCUCAACCCCUCCACCUCCACCGCCGCCGAUUGGGGCGCCGUUGAUCUUUUCCGUCAAUUCCUCUUCGAUGAUGGUGGUCUUUCUCAGGUACCGAUUUUAAAUGCGGCGAGUGUUAAGUAUUUACUGGCGAAUUCGUUGGUUCGAUUUCGAGGGAUGAUUCAAGAUAUGCUGGGAAAUGAAGUUUAUGUUGGUGCUUACAAGGAUGGUUCAACUUGGAGGACCAACAAAUUCUCAGAUGUUUGUCAGUUUGAAAUGGAUAUGUCCCCUGAUAUGAAGUUUUGGGAGCGUCGAUUGCUCUACUGCGUUCCUGUACCGGGGCUGAAUUCAUGGGCAGAACCUGUGGAAGCUUUGUCGAAUCAGCAAAGGAAUUUUGCUACUCAGCAAAGGGAGAAGCGUCCAAGGGAUGAUGAUGAUGAAACUGUUGAUCAUAUGGAGUUGGGAUCAAAUCAAGACUGUGAGGAUUCUCCGAUUACUAAAAAGAUGAGGGAAGAGGGGCAUCCUUCCUCAUCUUCAAUGCAGCAAGACACUGUGAAGGAAGGAACCACUCCUUCCUUUGGACCACCUGAUUCCGAGAUAAAUUCUUUUCCUUGUUUGGUUAAGGUUUAUGAUUCCCCGGAGUCUGAUUUAAAACUGAAUGAGAUUUUUGAGUUUAUCGGAGUUUUGAACUAUGAUCCAGAGUUAUCAUUAAACAAGGAUGAGUCUGAUAUGCAGUCAAAUGACCUUUAUGAAGAUGACUUGGUUCAAUUACCCCCUAGCAAGGUACCUCGUAUCCACUGUCUUGUACACCAGAAGCUUGUGGCUCUUGAUUUUGUUGAUGGUUCACCUAUGACAGAAUCAAAUCCGUCAAUGAUUAGAGGAAUAAGGGAAGGCCUGCUUAGUCAUCUCACUGCUGUCCUUGGAAAUGAUGGAGUGGCAGCUCAAUUUCUGCUGUUGCACCUCUUAUCUCAGGUGCAUGCUAGAGUUGAUGGUGUAGCUGUUGGGAAGUUUUCACUCAAUUUCACCAACUUCAGCAAGGAAACUGCAUCCGUCUUUAGUAAACGUCUUGGUCUCACAAUGAAGGAACUUCUUCCAUUUACAAAGCAGAUGCCUCUCGCAAUUGAAUAUCUCAACAGUGCCUCACUUGCCCCUAAAAAGGAUUACCAGGCAAAUAAAUUGGUUCCUGGAGCUCUUCAGCUGGCAGAAGGGUCACACUUGAUCAUUGAUGAGACGCUGUUGCAGGCUGGGACCCUGAACCCGACUGGAGUUGAGAAUGCAAGAUCAUUGAAGAACUUGACAGAAUUGCAGCAGGUUGAAUAUGAUUUCCAGUACUACAAAAUGGAGAUGAAAGCAGACGUGCAGCUGCUUGUUCUAUCUGAGGGUAAAUCCAACAUUCUGCCUGCCGAUUUAGUCCUUCCUUUUCAGCCUUCAUCAACCAGCUCCUCAGAAAUUGUAGAUGAAGCAAUUCUACAGACUUGGAGAUGGUAUUUGGCCUUCCUGAGAUCACUAUCACACUUGAUUAGUCCUGAAAUGCAGAAGGUGGUCGAAGAGGAUCUAGUCGCAGCUAGGCAAGCAGACCGGACCUUAGGGAGCCAAGAUUUUAGCAGAUUGCUGACUAUGAGCAGACUUAUGUCAUUGAGCUUUGGUGAGACAAGUCUAUCCAUGGAACACUGGCAAAUGGUGAAAGAACUAGAAAGGCUUAGAAAAGAGAGAGUUAGAUGAAGCCGUUUAUAACAUGUAACCUAAUAUUUUCAAAUGAAUACAAUUACCAGGAUCUAUAUUGUAUGGACUUGGGCAUGGAAAGCUUUUAUGAUUUUGUUUCAAAAAUGACGUGUUUAGUGUCCAAACCGCCAUGGCUCCAUCCUUGUAGAGGUUCACUCGAUGUAAUAAAAUGUCUUUGAGUAA